Molecule: messenger RNA, 3248 nt
Organism: Bacillus rossius redtenbacheri
Lineage: Eukaryota; Metazoa; Arthropoda; Insecta; Phasmatodea; Bacillidae
Product: carbohydrate sulfotransferase 11
Exons: 6
Coding region: 87-974 (295 amino acids)
Biological process (GO): carbohydrate biosynthetic process
Cellular component (GO): membrane
Molecular function (GO): sulfotransferase activity
Source: RefSeq, a predicted model, not a curated record
CGCUGGUCGGCGCGCCGCCCCCGCAGCCGCGCCGCCCCCGCGCGCAGGGCGGCUGGAACCAGUCGAGCGACGAGGCGCCCGCGUGGAUGGCCGCCGCCGACGCGCGCAUGGCGUCGCGGCGAGGCCGCCUGAGGGAGGCGUGCUCGCUGCUGGGGCUGGACGCGGCGGGCAACGACUCCCUGCACCGCCCCAACCCCUGGGAGUUCCUCAUCAGCCGGCCGCACCGACUCGUCUGGUGCAACGUCUUCAAGGCCGCCUCCACCUCCUGGAUGUACAACUUCAACGUGCUGGCCGGCUACAGCCCCAAGUUUCUGCGCUCCAGCAAGGUGGUGCCGCUGAGCCUGGCGAGGGUGAAGUACCCGCGCCCCUCGGCCGAGCAGCUGCGCGCGGCGCUCAACGACUCCAUCGCCUUCCUGAUCGUGCGCCACCCGCUGGAGAGGCUGCUGUCCGCCUACCGGGACAAGCUGCAGUUCUCGCUGCCGCACACCCUGCACCAGAGGCUGGGCGCGGAGAUCGUGGCCAAGUACCGCGAUCCCUCCCGCCGGCAACACAAGGGCAAGGGGAACAGAAACCCUAGAUGGCCCACGUUCUCGGAGUUCGUCAAGUACCUGGUGGACGUCCACAAGAACGGGGAGCCCUUCGACAUGCACUGGGCUCCGGUCAUGCAGUUCUGCACGCCGUGCCAGGUGGACUUCCACGUCAUCAUCAAGUUCGAGACACUGCAGGAAGACCAGAACUACCUGAUACACCUAGCAGGCCUUCAAAAUACAAUUAAACCCGAGUGGAAGAAUCCAGCAAAAGGAAGGUCCACCAACAAGCUGAUCUCUAGCUACUACUCACAACUGUCCAGGAUGCAGAUCCUACAGCUCUACGACAUUUACAGGUAUGACUUUGAACUAUUUGGCUACACGCUGGAAGGCUACUUGGACUAUGGCACCACUGAAGCAACAGACACACAGAACACCAAGCAGUAAUGAGUGAAAAGAAAGUGUGAAAGCAAUGUUUAUAAGGACUUCUACAAUCAUCAAGCACAAUUGUUCUUUCAUUGUGACUAAUUUCCCAGUAUUCAAACAUCUACAAGACUAAAAAAACCAUUCCAGAUUUUUGUAAAUCACAAAAUAAUGGCAGCCACAAUGUGAGUUUGUAAUUUAAAGUACUGUUUUAACACUUGUUAAAAAACUACACAAAUGAUAGUUAUGUUUAUAGAAUUUCUGAACUUUACAAUUUCCAAAUCACAUUUUAUGAUGCAAGCUUUAAAAUAAAAAGGUAAAAAACAUUCCAUCAAAUUGUAAAAGUAAAACACACUUUUAUCUACUCACAGAAAGUACUUAUGAAGUUAGGAAAAAAAAAACACUAAUAAUGCAAAUUAGGAAGCCAACUAUUCAUACUAUAAUCUUUAGAUUAAAAUGUCUUUAAAACUAUAAGCCUGCCAUAGCAAACUACUUGGGAAUGCAGUUACUUGGGUUUCGAAAUAUUUUUAACCAUUCUUUUUAGAAAUAUAAAUUUUGUCUAUGUUAAGCAAUUAGAUGUGUCUAAUGCAUAAUUUGGAAUAAUGAAUCCAUGUGACUGCAAUAAUAUUUUAUUAUAUUGAAUUUUAAAAGUUAUCUAAUAAUGUUUUUAAUGUUUUUAUACAAAUGUCAAAACAACUGAAUAUGUACUAAGCUUUUUAAAUUCAGCUUGCAUGUAUAGCCACCAUUUGCUAAUAGACUGGCUAAUUUUUUCAUGUCCAUUUUAAUAAUUGAGACACAAAUCACUCUAGAAUUAUAAAGAACCUACGGUCAUUCUUUAGAUCACAACAAGUGGAAACAUGGAAUUUUAACAAAUUAAAAGAGUUACAAAUUUUGGCUGCACGUCUAAAUAAUACAUAUAUGCAAAAAUAUUGAAUUCCCAAAUGUAAAUACAUACAAAUGAGGAGGACAUUAGCAAUUCAGCAUUGUGCAUUCUGUUGCCCAGUCAUAAUAUAUACUUUGCAUUAGUAUUUUAAUGUAUUUCCUUGAUGUAUUAUUUCAAGUUAUGACAUUUUUAUUUGUAAAUAUGUGGUAUAUGAAAUCAACCAAACAAACUUGUUUGCAAUUCAAACUGUUCAUUAAGCUAAAAAUCAUAACAGGAUUAUCCUAAGCACUAUGUCGUAUACCAAAUUUAAAUAAUGAUUAAAAAAGUAAAUUCAUAUUUGUCGAGAUGUUAAUACAUGCUAGUUGAAUGACACUAUUCAAAUGUCUGCUUAGUUUCUCUCAUUUGGUAAUCAAAGAGUAAUGAACUCUGUAGCUAUAACUAGAUCUAAUAUCUCAAAAAAUGUAGUAGUGGGAUUUUCAAUGGAACAUGCUAUGGCAUGUCUACCCUACAAACAUUGACAAAUGAUGGUAGUUAUCAAUUUAUUACAAACGAAAAAUUUCCAUGUGCCAGUGAUAAACUUUUUGCAUCGCUAGCUAGUCAAAUGAAGAUAGUAUGAACUCGAUUAGAGCGAAUGAUGGUCAUUACACUACUUUUAUCACAUAAUGCUCCGUAGCACCAAGUGUCCUCCUUAAUUUGUGUCAGCCUUAGUUAUUUUUAAUAAUUUUAUUUUGAUAGUGUUGCACAACAACAGUGGAAUUACAAAAUUAAAAAACAAAAAAAUAUUCAUCCAUAAAAUCGCAGACCGUCCCACAGAGGGUAUUGAUGUCCAUAAAACAGAGUCCACAUGCAGUUUUAAAGCACUACUGAUACUCUCACAAAUUGUACUUUGUAAAGAUAACAUUUCAGAUACUUUAAAAAUUAAAAAAAGCUUUAUUCUACAAAAAUUUUAUUUGGCCUCAGUAUUUUCAUUAAUUGUCCUAAGCACCAUAAUUUUACUACAAGAUAAAAGUAUUUAAAACAGACUAAUAUUAUCUGACAGAUGCAACAACAUGCAAAUUAAAUACUAAAAUUUUAUAGACUUCUGAAGAUGUAAAUACACAAAGUCUAGUCUAUGCUGACCGGUUAGAAUUCCAUCCAUUGGAAAUACCAACAUUGUUGGAAAUGUAGUGACUUAAAUGUUGAAAGAAAAUUAUUUUGUGGUAGAAUUUACUAUUUAAUUAGAAUAAAACCAAGGGCUUUAAUAAAGUGAUUUACAUGCUAUUUAGCUACAAAAAUACAAAAAGAGCAAUUGAAAACUAAUCCAGUCACGGGUAAUUUGAUAAGCAAAUAAUAAAAAUUGUAUACCAUAUGUACCAUAAUGUAAAUAUGUAUAUAAAUUUUUUUUUCUGAUAAUAAAACUGUUUGUUAGUGUGUAA